AAAGAACUAUCGUUUUUUGUUUUUUUUUUCAUAGGCUCCCCUGCCUCUAACCCUCCACGCUGCCACCUAUAAUAAGAAUCUUAGUUUAGAAGCUUCGCUUUGCAGACAGUUGUGUCUUCUCCUUCUCGCAGGUCGGCAAGUAUCAGAAAAAGGAAAAAUAAAGCAAAUGUUUGGCGGCCCAGGAAAAAUCAGCGGGGUGAUAUUGCGGACGUUACAGGGAACUUUUGCGGCGAUUGCCCUUGGUAUUUUAAGUACUGUUCCUGGAUUUUCUUUGAUUACUCCCAUGUGCUUCCUACUAGUUCAACAGUGUGUUCAAAUCAUAUGGUGCUUUAUACUUAUAUGCCUUGACCUCAAAGUCUUGGUGUCGGGGGGAAGGCUACCGACCCCUAUCCAUAUGAUGGUGAACAUUGCUUUUGAUUGGUGUAUAUGGAUGUUAUCUCUUGGAGCUUCAUCCGCAGCCGCGUCCGUGGUUGAUGUUUUCUGGGCCCAAUCCAUGUGCCAAAAGUGGGGAGAGUAUACCUGCAGACGUUACCAUGCAGCGGUUGUCAUGGCCUUUAUUGCUGUGGCAUUCCAAGCAAUCUCAGUUCAUAUUUGGAUGUGGAUUGCAGCCAGGGACGGAUCCAGGAUUCUGUGUCAAGGGGGGCAAAAUUUUUCGUUAGUGUAGGGGGUGAAUUUUUUUUUGUUAGUGUAGCGGGGUGAAAUUUUUUUCCCUAGUAUAGCGGGGCGAAAUUUUUUCGCUACUGUAGGGCUAUGCGGCUAUUUUUAUUCAAAAAAUGACAUUAAUACAUGCACAUCCCGAACGACAUUUAAAUCUAUUACAUUCUAAGUUUAGACGAUGACAAAGACAUC
This is a messenger RNA of Cuscuta epithymum, 849 nucleotides long. Lineage: Eukaryota; Viridiplantae; Streptophyta; Magnoliopsida; Solanales; Convolvulaceae. The record is from the annotation of a GenBank genome assembly.